CGAGAGCGUCAUUUUCAGCAGCAGCAGAAGGCAUUGGAAGACAGGAACAGUAGCUGACAGAAGUGCUAGCAAAAUAGAGAGAUAAUUACAGUUUUCAAAUUGGAGUCUGUUGGACCUUGCACCAUGUGUUCAUAUUACAAGCAUUUUUGGAAAAUGCUCUGCAUUCAAGUCUCACCAUGAAGCAUGAACUACCCAGCCAACACUGUGUAAUGAAGCAACAGUGACAACAGUACAAAACAAAACUCCUGAACAUUAUUCAAACAUAACAGUUUCAGCAAAAUGGAAAACAAUAGCAAAUUUGACAGCCCUACUAACAUCUCUUUGGCUAACCAUGACAUCGUUUUUAGCAUGAUUGAGUACAAAGCCAUCUCUGUUUUCCUAGUUUUAUUUAUAUGUGGCAUAGGAAUAAUUGGAAACAUCAUGGUGGUUCUGGUUGUGUUCACUACUCGGGAUAUGAGAACCCCAACAAACUGUUAUUUAGUUAGCCUGGCAGUAGCUGAUCUAAUGGUCUUGGUAGCUGCUGGAUUGCCAAAUGUGUCAGACAGUUUGGCAGGCACAUGGAUUUAUGGGCACGCUGGCUGCCUGGGAAUAACCUAUUUCCAGUAUCUGGGGAUUAAUGCCUCAUCAUGUUCUAUCACAGCAUUCACUGUGGAGAGAUACAUUGCAAUUUGCCAUCCUAUGAGAGCACAAACUGUCUGCACUGUAUCCCGGGCUAAACGUAUUAUUGCCAUUGUUUGGAUCUUUACUUCAAUUUACUGUAUGUUUUGGUUCUUUCUGGUGGAUAUCCAUGUGAACAAAAGUCAAAAAGUUGAGUGUGGCUACAAGGUCUCCAGAAACCUCUACUUGCCGAUCUAUUUAGCUGACUUUGCAAUAUUCUACGUCACACCACUGCUUGUAGCCACCAUCCUUUAUGGUCUUAUUGGCAGAAUUUUGUUUCUCAGUCCCAUUCCCCAGCAUCCUGAGAGCACAACUGAGCGCUGGAGAGAGAAAAGUUCCAAAGAAAAAAGUGAAUCAGACACAGAAGGCAACAAGCCAAGUAAUCGGCUCAAAACAAAGGGGGCUCUGAGCUCCAGAAAACAGGUAACAAAAAUGUUGGCAGUUGUGGUUGUUUUGUUUGCACUUCUCUGGAUGCCCUACCGAACCUUAGUUUUGGUCAAUUCCUUUAUGGACAAACCUUACCUAGAUCCUUGGUUCCUUCUUUUUUGCCGCAUUUGUGUCUAUGCUAACAGUGCCAUCAACCCUGUCAUCUACAAUCUUAUGUCUCAGAAGUUCCGUACUGCCUUCAAGAGACUGUGUAAGUGUGGGCAUGAGGAGACGCAAAGAAGAAGCAUAUACAUGACAACUACAAGCUACAGUAUGGUGAAAGAUGGUGUCAUUACUGGUGGGGAAAAGCAGGACAAGCCAACCGUAGAGAAAACAAAUAUAAUUUCCAAACAGACCAGUAAAGCAGGUCUUGAAGGUGAUCUCUACUACAGUGUGGUUUAACUUGUCAAGUCUAUGCCUUCAUGAAUAUCAGUGUACCUGGAAAAUAAUCUGUAUUCCAAGUGAAAACUUUUAUUAAUGUCAGAAAAACUAUUUAAAUGUUUGCCCAAUGAAUUUUAAAAAAGGGAAAUUGUUGGUUCAAGGUAUAGGUCAUAAAUGGGGCUAUAUACAGAGCCCAAGAAAUUAAAUAUAUACAGAGCUUUGAUACUAUCACUGACCUAAACUCCCUUAUACUUAAGAUAGCUAAUUUAGGUAAGGCACGUAAUGCUUGUUACCUACAGUUCACCAACUUAGCCACAGACAACAACCAUCUAAUUAAUUUGUAAACAACCAAAUUAGUCAAAGGAACCAGUUUAAGAAACUACUGCACUUUCUGCCAAGAAGCUUUCUGUUACCCUUAGUAAAGAGCAGAGACUUGUACAAGUGCAUCAGGCAUGGAGUUGUUACAGCAAAGUAACAUUUAUUCAUCAAAUUACAAAAAUAUGCAUAUUUUGUAAUACCAAUUAUAGGAGAGGUCAAGAUGAGUCAGCAUAACAGGUCAAGGAGAUGAUGUAGACCAUACAGUCAAAUGUUUUGAUAGUUUAUGUUAUGGGGGAAGUAGCUGGAACUGACCUCACUCUUAGCAUUCCUGUUUGGAAUCUACACUGUUUUCUUGGGUUGAUCAUGCUAGGUGAGCCCAAAGUGGAAAUACUGAUGAUAUCAGUUGAUGUAGCGUCUGGAAACGCAGUAGUACGGUAACUGCUACAACAAUUAUUAUCUAACUCUGCCAUAAGCUAAAGGAGACAUUUACAUUGCCAUGGUGAGUAGCUUGAACUGAAAAAGGUCAAAAAUAUCUUCUUUACAGGUGACAUAACAAUACAAGACAAGAAGAUUAUUUUACUGAAAAAAAAAGAUAAAGAAACCUCUUUAUAUUGUAUAUGUUGCACAGUUGUUCAGGUUUGCUAGUGGUUAUGCAUAUAUAUUUACAUUCAGCUAGAUCUCUUUUCAACUUCAUACCAGCAUUUAAAAUGUUUUAUACUUCUCCUGUAUGUUACGUGUUCCUUAUACCUCAAUGAAGGGUUACACUUAAUCUAUAGGCGUAAGUAUUGUGUUAUAAAACAAAUGACAAAAAAGCUCCAGUAAAACCAAAGUUGUUUCUGGGUGGCAUCAGGUUCCAAUACCUUGAUUCAAAUUUAGAUCUGUAUCAGCAGUGUCAUUUUAUUUUUCAUUUCACCUAGUUCCAAGGCAGAUAAUCUCUCAUGUACAUCUUCUAAGCAAGCAUAAACGUAUCUGCCCCUUAUUAAUUGACACAGUGAUCGCUUGCUUCAUAUAUAUAUAAAAAGAAGUUAUGUACAUGGCGUCCCUAUCAUUUAGCUUAGCUGGAUCAACAUGAAAAAGUAAACCUUGUAUAUAAACUGGAACAACUUUUUAAAAACCUAUUUAAACCAUAUGAUUGUUUCGAGUAUAGCCUCAGGUGUUCUUGUGCUAUCUUGAAGCUCAGCAAGAAACUCCUAUCAAGUUCAGGAUAAAAAUAUAUGUAUUGCCUUGAGCAAUGUGGUAUACAUCUCUGUACUUCACUUCUUUGGAACAGCAGGGGUUAGGGUUUUGGUGCACAUGAGUGAAUGCCAAUCCAGGAAUAUGUAUGACUUGGAGAGAGAGGUUACCAUUUAGAGGUGGCCAGAACAUCAUUUUUGUAGUGCUUGUCUUAAUGAAAUAGUUCAGCAGCCCUAUGUAUAGAGACAUACACAAAUAAAAUAGCUCUUGAUGAGUUUUUAUUCCAUUUUAAUGUAGUGCCAGUAGUGACAGAACAAACCUCUGUGUUUGUACUUCUCUACAGCCAUGAAAGCAUUGCCACCAAGUAGGAUAAGCAAGGUUUGCAGAGAAAUUUGUAUUUUGAAAAAUACCUGACAAGGCCUGUAGCAAAUGUUGCAUUUUAAUUAAAUAACCCAAGUAGAGUCUCAACUGCCAGCAAAAAUAAGAUUACACAUUAUUGCGAGUUCUGCCAGUACACAGCGUAUGUCUUAAAUUGUGUUGCUGAAAAAUUUGUAAUUUUGCUCUAAAAUAACACUACCUUGAAAUUGGUCUGCAAUAUGCAUUUAAAGUUCACAAUGUAACAAAAUUCCUAAUGAGCAUUAUUACAUUAUUAAAUGCCAUUUUUUAUUCCUUCAGCUAAUUUUUAUUCCAUUUACAUCUUCUAUUUCAUAAUGCUCUUAUCUGUUCUUGUUAAAGGAGAAGGAAAGUCGUUUCACACUUGCAGGUAACAAAUGUUAGGCACCCCCAAGUGAAUGUA
Molecule: messenger RNA, 3751 nt
Organism: Xenopus laevis (African clawed frog)
Lineage: Eukaryota; Metazoa; Chordata; Amphibia; Anura; Pipidae
Gene: trhr2.S
Product: thyrotropin-releasing hormone receptor
Exons: 4
Coding region: 280-1485 (401 amino acids)
Source: RefSeq, a predicted model, not a curated record